Ailuropoda melanoleuca (giant panda) is the source of this 500-nucleotide messenger RNA. RefSeq names its product formin-like protein 20. The record is from RefSeq and is a predicted model, not a curated record. The coding region runs from base 1 to 456 and encodes 151 amino acids. Lineage: Eukaryota; Metazoa; Chordata; Mammalia; Carnivora; Ursidae. The transcript is spliced from 3 exons.
AUGGGAUUUGUGAUAGGGACAAGUUCUCCUCGAUGGAGGGCCCGCCCCGAAGGAGGGGCCGGCUCCGCCCCACCUCCUCGCUGCCUCCCUCCCCCUUCUCUUCCUUUCCUCCGGCCGCGAGCCCCCUCCUCCUCCCUCCUCCUCCUCCAUCCUUCCCCCACCCGGUUUGUGUGCCCCUCCCGCUGCGACUGGCUGGGAGGCUCGGCCGCCCCCGCCCCGAGAGGGAGGCGGGGGCGCAAGCCGCGGCGGCCACCCGAGGCUGCGGAGGGGAACGAGAUCCGAGGCCCCAGGGCGGCCCUGCAUCUGGACACGGCACGCGGGGGCUGCCUGUGCACCCCCAGCCGAGGGCCGCGGGGCCUGGCCUCGCCGCGGGGUGGAGGAGCCUCCUCGCCCCUGGCCGUGGGCGCCCUGAGCCUUCCUGACCCCGCAGGGGGGCUCGCCCGCGGCCCCCCAUGAGCGCGCCCGGCUGACCGGCGCGGCGGCCGCGGUGGAGCCCGGGC